This is a messenger RNA of Trichomycterus rosablanca, 2028 nucleotides long. RefSeq names its product protein kinase cGMP-dependent 1, like (gene prkg1l). Gene Ontology annotation, biological process: protein phosphorylation. Gene Ontology annotation, molecular function: cGMP-dependent protein kinase activity; ATP binding. Bases 1 to 2028 code for a protein of 675 amino acids. The record is from RefSeq and is a predicted model, not a curated record. NCBI's taxonomy places the organism in Eukaryota, Metazoa, Chordata, Actinopteri, Siluriformes, Trichomycteridae. The transcript has 19 exons.
AUGGGUACGCUUAGAGAUCUUCAGUUUGCGCUUCAGCUAAAGAUUGAGGAGCUGCGCCAGAGGGAUGCUCUGAUCGAUGAACUUGAGCUUGAGCUUGAUGCCAAGGACGAUCUUAUUCGACGUCUACAGGGUGAGCUUGACCGCCUGAGGAUUACUCACGGCACUCCCAGCUCAGGCUCAGGGCAACAUCAUGUUUCAUCUUCAAGAGCCAAUAGAAGAACUGUGAUAACCAAUCCUAUAAAUGUGGACCCUAAAGUGAUCCUGCAGAACCCUCCCAUGAGCCAUGCAAAGAGCCAGGAGUCUCAGCGUGUCAUUGAGGCAGCGCUAAGUCAGAAUGAUUGGUUGAAAUACUUGAGGAGAGAUCUGUCAUCUGUGGUGGAUUGUGCCUACCCUACCACGGCUGCUCAGGGAGCCCGACUUACUCAGGAGGGUGACGAGGCAUCUCAGGCCUUCAUAUUAGAAGAGGGAAAGCUUGAGGUAUCCAUGAAUGGGCAAAAGCUGCACACUAUUGAUACUGGAAUGCUGUUUGGAGAACUGGCUUUGCUUUAUAAUCACACCUGCACAUCGACUAUUACAGCUAUGACGAGCUGUAAGCUGUGGGUGAUCGAUCGUCAGGCAUUUCAGAGAAUCAUGCAGAGAAGCAGCCUUCUACGAAUCAAUCAGUCUCUGGACCUUCUCCACAGUGUGCCAUUGUUCUCUGCUUUACCAGAGGAUAUUCUCAUGAAAAUUUCUGAUGUUCUCCAAGAGUGUCAUUACAGUGAUGGUGACUACAUAAUUAGACACGGCUCUCCAGGAGACACCCUCUUUAUCAUCAGCCGGGGCCAGGUAAAGGUGAUGGACAGGCGCUCGGUCAGUGAGGACAGUGUCAGUGUGUCCGUUUUAUUGCGCGGAGACUGCUUUGGAGAGAAAGCUCUAAAAGGAGAAGCAGCCAGGUCUUUGAGUGCUGUUGCUGUAGGAGAUGUUACAUGUCUGCUUGUGGACAGGCAAACCGUGAGGAGGUUUAUUGGACCAUUUGAGGAUGUCAAGAAGAACUGGACCAGUGAUCCCAAAAUAAACAGGAACGAGGAUGGAGAUGAUGCACUGGGUGAUGUUUCACUUAGGGAUGUUCAGGUGCUGUGUAAUGUAGGAGGGGGACGGUUCGGCCACACUCAGCUGGUGCAUGUAAGGAACAACAGCAGCCAGGUGUUUGUGCUGAAGGUCAUAAAGAAACAUGCAUUAUUGAGUACAGGCCACAGAGAGCGAAUCCUCUCCCAAAAACAAAUCCUGAUGGAUGUUCACUGUCCAUUCAUAGUCAGGUUAUUUCAUACCUUUCGAGAUGUGAAGUGUAUCUACAUGUUAACGGAGGCAUGUUUAGGUGGGGAUCUGUGGACCUUAUUAAGAGAAAGAGGUUCAUUUGAUGAAAAUGAGGUCCAUUUCUACACAGCAUGUGUGAUGGAAGCGUUGAGUUUUCUUCAUGACCGAGGUGUUGUUCACAGAGAUCUGAAACCAGAGAAUGUUCUGCUAGAUCUGAGAGGAUAUGUCAAACUGACCGGUUUUGGAUCUGCUAAGCAGCUUGGUUCUCUUCAGAGAUCCUGGUCAUUCUGUGGUUCAGCAGGUUACCAGGCUCCAGAGAUCAUUCUGCACAAGGGUCAUGGGGUGAUGGCAGAUUACUGGGCUUUAGGAGUUUUCAUAUACGAGUUACUCGACGGCAGUACCCCCUUCCUAGAUUCAGACCAGAUAAAGACUUGUGCUGCAGUUUUGAAGGGAAUUGAAGCUGUAGCGUUUCCAAAUACCAUCAGCAGUCUUGCUGCCGAUCUCAUCAAACAGCUCUGCAGAGAAAAUCCUACAGAGAGACUGGGCCAGAAGAAUGGGGUCAAGGACAUUAGAAAACAUGCGUGGUUAGAAGGAUUUGAUUGGGAGGGACUCUGUAGCAGUUCCCUGACUCCACCAAUAUUACCAAAUGGACACACAACGUUGGUUUGUUCUCAUAAUGAGGACCAUACUGAUUUGUCAACUGUAGACGAAUCAGACUGGGACAAAGACUUCUGA